Protobothrops mucrosquamatus (brown spotted pit viper) is the source of this 948-nucleotide messenger RNA. RefSeq names its product serine/threonine-protein kinase pim-1-like. The transcript is spliced from 6 exons. Gene Ontology annotation, molecular function: protein serine/threonine kinase activity; ATP binding. NCBI's taxonomy places the organism in Eukaryota, Metazoa, Chordata, Lepidosauria, Squamata, Viperidae. Gene Ontology annotation, cellular component: cytoplasm. Gene Ontology annotation, biological process: negative regulation of apoptotic process; protein autophosphorylation; regulation of mitotic cell cycle. The record is from RefSeq and is a predicted model, not a curated record. Bases 1 to 948 code for a protein of 315 amino acids.
AUGUCCUCCGUGCAGGUUCUUUACCCUCCCAAGAUUCAUCACACCAUGCUUAACGCGGGAUGCCUCAAAGAGGAUCUCCCUGCAGGGAAGGUGGCCUUGGAGACGCGCUACCGCCUGGGAGCGUUGAUCGGGAGCGGCGGGUUUGGCACGGUCUACGCGGGGACGCGGCUCAGCGACUCCCUCCCGGUGGCUGUUAAACAUGUUGCCAAGGAUCGAAUCUUGCAGUUCCACCAUAUGAAUGGCACCCUCGUCCCUCUGGAAGUCCAUCUGCUGAAGAAAGUAUCGUCCCCAGGUUGCCGAGGUGUUGUCCGUCUUCUGGAUUGGUUUGAGCAGCCUGAGUCGUACUUCAUCGUUAUGGAGCGACCCCUUGUUUCUCAGGACCUGUUUGACGUUAUCACAGACCAGGGGCCCCUCCCAGAAAGUGUGGCUGCUGGUUACUUCCAGCAAGUGGUGGAGGCAGUGCACCAUUGCCAUCUGUGUGGUGUGUUGCAUCGAGACAUAAAAGAUGAAAACAUCUUGGUAGACCUUCUGCACGGUGACUUAAAGCUCAUAGACUUUGGCUCAGGUGCAUUGCUGCGGGAUACUCCAUACACAGAUUUUGAUGGCACGCGGGUAUACAGCCCCCCUGAGUGGAUAAAAUACCACCACUAUCAUGGUGUGCCUGCCACAGUGUGGUCCCUGGGUGUGCUGCUAUACGAUAUGGUAUGUGGGGACAUCCCUUUUGAACGUGAUGAGGAGAUCCUGCUUGGGAAACUCCACUAUCACUGUAGGAUAUCCUCAGAUUGCCGCCACUUGAUUGAAUGGUGCCUCUCGUUAACACCAGAGAAGCGACCUUCCUUGGAGCAGAUUCUGGCUCAUCCCUGGAUCCUCACCUUCUUGGAGCCAAGCGGGCGCAAAGUGCAGCAACCCACCACCCACAAAGGUGGUACUAGCCUCCGGACAGAAUAG